This is a messenger RNA of Spizellomyces punctatus DAOM BR117, 1880 nucleotides long. RefSeq names its product transcription factor TFIIIC subunit TFC1. The record is from RefSeq and is a predicted model, not a curated record. Gene Ontology annotation, cellular component: transcription factor TFIIIC complex. The transcript is spliced from 11 exons. The coding region runs from base 54 to 1679 and encodes 541 amino acids. Gene Ontology annotation, biological process: transcription initiation at RNA polymerase III promoter. NCBI's taxonomy places the organism in Eukaryota, Fungi, Chytridiomycota, Chytridiomycetes, Spizellomycetales, Spizellomycetaceae.
UGUGUACUGUAGAUCUAGAGAUCACCGGAUAACAUUGUCGCCAUCGACGCACAAUGGCUACGGUUCCAGCAACAAACCAAAAUAUACCUACAUAUAAGCCCGCACCUUCACAACCCCUACCUGGCUGGACUUUUCAUGUAGUCGAGUAUCCAGGCUAUAUCAAGAAUACUGAAAACGCCCUUAGGACGCUGGGUGGAAUUGAAGCUAUCGAAAAGGCGUUCACCGACGGACUAAACGUUUUGGAGCUGAGAUAUCGUCCGACCGAUCCAUUUUCACAUCCAAUAAAUGGUGACAUUAUCAAUACGGGCAAUCUACUGCUAAAGGUCACGCGGAGGAGAAAAAAAAGGAAGGGUACCAAAGCCCAUUCCCCGCCAAUGGAAGAGAGCCCCGCAGACGUCAAAACCCAGAUAAUCGGCACUGUAACGAAAACAUGCCGUUUUCGAGCAAUUGCUGAUUAUCAGUGGAUACCGGACCAAAACGAUCCCAUUGUCCAGCUCCGAAGAAGUAUGCACACAUUUGAAGCGGACGGGAUUGAGCACUUUAGCUUGGCAAAUGACAAAGGGCCACAGGAGAAUCUGCGCAAUAUGCCUCCACCAUCAUUUUCCCGGAUAGAAUGGCCUUUAGACUAUGGCUACCGACAGAAUUUUGCAGUAGUGAAAGUUUUGGUCCGACAAACAGGAAAUGAGCCACCAGUAAUGAAGUUGAUCAAUCGGUAUCGCCGGAUCAAAUUUACGGCCAUCACAUUCAACAAGUCUACCCAGGAAGUUCCUUCAGGACCACCGGAAGGAGUCAGCCUUGCGGAUAUACCAAACGAAGCUCUAGCUCGUAUGCGAGCACUCUUUCAGGAGCGUCCGAUAUGGACACGGCUUGCCCUGCACAAUUCAAUGCCCCCUGCGUAUCGCAACCUAAUGAAGAGGUUGAUGCCUAUACAUGCAUAUGUGGCGACCAGUGGUCCAUGGCGGGAUUGCUGGAUUAGAUACGGAUAUGAUCCAAGACGGGACCGAGAGGCGAGACUAUAUCAAAUUAUUGAUGUGCGAUUUGUCAAGACGCCAAGGGCGUUUGCUAGAGCCAAGCGCUUGAUUGGAGUGGUGGAAUCAGCUCAGUUGGUCCGAGGGAGGGCCUACAAUCCUGGGGAAGACCGCGAGGCGAGUUCCGAGUCCGAAUUGCCGCAAUCAGUAGACGCCAACCAAUCGGACGAUUCACAUAUAUUCGACGGUGAAACGUUUAGAGAAUCAGGGCUGUUCCAGAUGUGCGACGUUACCGAUCCGGAUUUAGUGAAAAUGAUUCACAGCAAGCACUUCAUUCGAUCUACUUAUGACGAUCGUGACGGGUGGUUUGAACGAUCACAUUAUGAUGCGAUCCGUGAUAUGACGAAAAAGAAGAUAUAUAAGCUGCAAGGGAAAGACAUUGAAGAGUCCUUCGAGUGGGAUGAGCAGGAAGCAGCAUCCCAGGCCCAGGCCAGGGCGGUUGCAUCGCAGCGCGCUGCUGAGGCUUCAGCUGCGGUAAGUGAACGAAACGACAUUGAGCAGAGAGUCAAGAGCAAGGUGGACGAGCUGAUGCGAAACCUGCAAGCAGCACAGCGUGGGGAAGAUGAAGAUAAUCCAACCCAAGAGGAUGGGGAGGAGGCCGAGUUCGAUUAUUUUGAUGUCUUUGGCGAGGACGACGACGAUGACGAAUAACAUAACCCCGAUAUCCGUUCAUCAAAACUUUCUAUACAGUGUAUAUAUACAACCUAUCAUGUUACAUCUCAUCUAGUUCAUCCAUAAGGUCGUCUUCCGGGUAGUCCCCUACUUUUACCUUGUUCGGCCGGACGAAUGCACCAUAUUUUGGUGGGCAGGUGAAAUAAGACACACCUUGGACCCUGGAAACAGUCGAAGAAA